GCCUUGUUCUUGUCUUCGCACACGGUGUUCAGCUGCUCUUCCGGGUGCUGUUCCAUUUAGCCCAACAAUUCCCGUGUUUCCCGUGAGACAUGGCCCCGGAGUCCCUGGCGGAGGUGCCUGGCUGUAAUUGCUUCUGGUACUUGGGUGUGGUAGCGGCCACCUGGUGGGGUCUGAGGGCUGCAUGGUGCUUGCUGAACGGUGCCCGGGUCUGGGUGCUGGGGAGUGGAGCGCAGGUGGGCCCCAGGAUCGGGAAAUGGGCAGUUGUUACUGGUGCCACUGACGGAAUCGGAAAAGCCUAUGCCGAAGAGCUCGCAAGGCGGGGAAUGAACAUCGUUCUGAUCAGCCGAUCUCCAGAAAAACUAGAAGAGGCUGCCAUUCACAUAAAACAGAAAUUCAAGGUGGAGACGAAGAUCAUUGCGGCUGAUUUUGGAAAACCCACGGAAAUCUAUGAGCGGAUUGAAGCAGGCCUGCGAGAUCUGGAGAUUGGCGUCCUGGUUAACAACGUUGGCAUAUCUUAUGAAUACCCAGAGUAUUUUCUUGAAAUCCCAGACCUGGAAAAUACCCUGGACAAAAUGAUCAACAUUAACAUCAUGUCUGUAUGUCAGAUGACACGAUUGGUGCUGCCGGGCAUGCUGGGAAGGGGCAAAGGAGUCGUACUGAACAUCUCCUCGGCCAGCGGCAUGUACCCUGUCCCCUUGCUCACAGUGUAUUCUGCCACCAAAGCGUUUGUGGAUUUCUUCUCCCGGGGGCUCCAUGCAGAAUACAGAAGCAAGGGUGUCACCGUGCAGAGCGUUCUCCCAUUCUUUGUCGCCACCAAACUGGCCAAGAUCCGUAAGCCAACCUGGGACAAGCCAAGCCCGGAAACCUACGUCCGAUCGGCUCUGAAUACUGUCGGCUUACAGACGCAGACCAACGGCUACCUGCCCCACGCCAUCAUGGGCUGGAUCAGCACCUCUUUAGUGCCGGUCUCUGCCGCAAUCAGCAUGGGCAUGAAGAUGAACAAGGGUCUCCGCGCUCGCUUCCUGAAGAAGGCCAAACAAAACUAAGAGGAGCUGUUGCCAGGAGCAGCCGCGGCCCCAUAGUGGUACUCGGCGUGUGCACCCAAGAGAGUGUGUCACCAAAAUCAACCAAAGGAACCCACUUAGUUUGCCUUUGAUCUCUGACCAGGAAUAUGCCGCCAAGUAUGCUGUGGCAGCUCAACCUAAACUAGUCUACUAACCAACCUAUGCACAACUAACUAGUUCAUAUGAUUAGACUCUAGGACAGGACUGAUCAUGUGAUCUGCACUAUAGACUGUUCUACUGCCCUGUCUUCCUGCGCCCCAACAACUGAUGAACUCUUGAUUAGUAAUAAAUCAAUAACAAAA
Molecule: messenger RNA, 1366 nt
Organism: Xenopus laevis (African clawed frog)
Lineage: Eukaryota; Metazoa; Chordata; Amphibia; Anura; Pipidae
Gene: hsd17b12.S
Product: hydroxysteroid (17-beta) dehydrogenase 12 S homeolog
Biological process (GO): lipid biosynthetic process; fatty acid biosynthetic process; estrogen biosynthetic process
Cellular component (GO): endoplasmic reticulum membrane; endoplasmic reticulum
Molecular function (GO): steroid dehydrogenase activity, acting on the CH-OH group of donors, NAD or NADP as acceptor; oxidoreductase activity; very-long-chain 3-oxoacyl-CoA reductase activity
Source: RefSeq, marked provisional